This is a messenger RNA of Pistacia vera, 561 nucleotides long. RefSeq names its product dirigent protein 22-like. The record is from RefSeq and is a predicted model, not a curated record. Bases 1 to 561 code for a protein of 186 amino acids. Lineage: Eukaryota; Viridiplantae; Streptophyta; Magnoliopsida; Sapindales; Anacardiaceae. The transcript has a single exon.
AUGGCGAAAACCUGCAUAAUUUUCUUGACGUUUCUCAUAAUCUCAACCUUCACCAUUGCUGAUCAAUUUUCUGAAGUCUUAGCUCCUGAAAAACUUGGAUUGAAAGAAGAGAAAUUAACUCAUCUUCAUUUUUACUUCCAUGAUAUUGUCAGCGGCCCUAAGCCUAGCGCCGUGAGAGUGGCUCAGGCAGCCGUGACCAACUCCUCGCAAACGGCUUUUGGUGCCGUGAACGUGAUGGAUGACGCAUUGACGGAAGCGCCGGAGCCCGGCUCCAAGGUUGUGGGAAGGGCUCAAGGGAUUUAUGCAUCAGCCUCACAAAGUGAACUUGGCUUAUUGAUGGUGUUGAAUUUUGCUUUCACUGAAGGGAAAUUUAAUGGUAGCGCACUAAGCAUUUUGGGCCGAAACACGGUGUUUUCGACAGUGAGGGAGAUGCCGAUCGUCGGCGGCAGUGGGGUUUUCCGAUUUUCCCGUGGCUAUGCUCAGGCGAAAACUCAUACACUUGAUAUUAAAACUGGAGAUGCCGUUGUGGAGUAUAAUGUUUAUGUUUUUCAUUAUAAUUAA